Messenger RNA from Cornus florida, 3175 nucleotides. RefSeq names its product receptor-like protein 35. The transcript has a single exon. NCBI's taxonomy places the organism in Eukaryota, Viridiplantae, Streptophyta, Magnoliopsida, Cornales, Cornaceae. The record is from RefSeq and is a predicted model, not a curated record. The coding region runs from base 25 to 3012 and encodes 995 amino acids. Gene Ontology annotation, molecular function: protein binding.
AUGAAAUUUUGAACAAAACCAAAUAUGGCAGUUUUUCAAAAGCACUACAUUUUCCUUUUCCUUAUUCUUGUUUUCUCUUCACUUCCAUCUACAAUCAUAUCAUCAGGAAGGACAGAAGCAGAAGCUCUUUUAAAAUGGAAGAAUAGCUUGUUAUCUUUUAAUAGUUCCAUCACUUCAUGGUUUGUCACCGACUUAAAAAAUUAUUGCAACUGGACUGGUAUUGUCUGUCACAGUGCUGAAACUGUAUCCGAGAUCAACCUCCAUUCAAAUUUGAAUGGAACACUUGCCCAAUUCAAUUUCACUUCAUUUCCAAAUCUCACCCAUUUCAACCUCAGUGGCAACCAACUCAAUGGGCCAAUUCCAUUUACAAUUGGCAAUCUCUCCAUGCUCGUUGUUUUGGACUUGAGUGACAAUAAUUUUGAGGGUAUCAUACCUUCAGAGAUUGGGUUGUUGACAAAGCUUGAAAACCUUAGUUUCUACACCAACAAUCUCAGUGGUACAAUUCCAUUUCAAGUCAGCAAUCUACGGAAGGUAUGGCACUUGGAUCUUGGAAAUAACCAUUUAGAAACUCCAGAUUGGUCAAAAUUCUCAGGCAUGCCUAUGUUGACUCAUCUUUUCUUUGAUUCCAAUCAACUUACCUCUGAAUUUCCAGAUUUCAUACUCCAUUGCCCCAACCUUACUUUGCUUUAUUUGUCAUACAACCAUUUCACUGGCUUAAUACCUGAGUUGGUAUUCACCAAUCUUGCCAAGCUUGAAUAUCUUAUACUCUUCGACAAUUCAUUUCAAGGGUUAUUGUCAGCAAAUAUUUCAAAGCUUUUGAAACUCAAACAUCUUGGUCUGGGUAACAAUCAGUUUGUCGGACCCUUACCUUUGUCCCUGUCCAAUCUGUCCAAGAUAUCUAACUUGCGAUAUUUACAACUUCAAAACAAUUCCUUCACUGGUAAAAUUCCACAUAAAAUUGGCCUAUUGACAAACCUCACAUUCUUGGAUCUAUCUAUGAAUUCACUUACCGGACCCUUACCUUUGUUCCUGUCCAAUCUGUCCAAGAUAUCUAGUUUGUACAUAUCGGAUAAUUUUCUUUCCGGUGAGAUCUCACCUUAUCUUGUCACCAAUUGGACUGACUUGGAAAUUUUACAACUUCAAAACAAUUCCUUCACUGGUAAAAUUCCACCUGAAAUUGGCCUAUUGACAAACCUCACAUUCUUGGAUCUGUCUGUGAAUUCACUUACCGGACCCUUACCUUUGUCCCUGUCCAAUCUGUCCAAGAUAUAUCAAUUGUCCAUAUCCCAUAAUUUUCUUUCCGGCGAGAUCUCACCUUAUCUUGUCAUCAAUUGGAUUGACUUGGAAAUGUUACAACUUCAAAACAAUUCCUUCACUGGUAAAAUUCCACCUGAGAUUGGAGUCCUGAAAAAAUUGUGGUAUUUGGACCUUUCGGCAAACCAACUCUUAGGUCCAAUUCCUCCAACAAUUGGGAAUCUCACAAGCCUCGGUUACUUGAACCUCUUUCACAACCGUCUUAAUGGAACAAUUCCACCUCAAAUUGGAGUCAUGAAAGAAUUGGAGUAUUUGGACCUUUCGGCAAACCAACUCUUAGGUACAAUUCCUCCAACAAUUUGGAAUCUCACAAACCUCAGUUCCUUGAACCUCUUUGACAACUAUCUUAAUGGAACAAUUCCACCUCAAAUUGGGAAUUUGAAACUACUGUUUGCUUUUGAUCUGAGCAAAAACCAAUUAAAUGGUGAAAUCCCAGCUCAGGUUGGUCGCCUGACUCAAUUGUCCUAUCUAAGCCUCGAAUCAAAUGAAUUCACGGGUGAAAUUCCACCUACCAUUUGCAACUUGAGCUCCCUCGUGGUUCUUAAUCUAUUUAAUAACAGCUUGGUCAAUGUGAUUCCACAAUGUCUGGGAAACUUUAGCCAUGAACUCUGUGUGCUAGAUCUGCGAAUGAAUCACUUUCAUGGGACUGUUCCAGCAACAUUUACGAAGUGUAAUAAUUUGAGAAAUCUCGGCUUGAGUGGAAAUCACUUGGAAGGGCGGGUGCCGCGAAGUUUGGUCAAUUGUAGACACUUGCAAGUUGUUGAUCUAUCCAACAACAACAUAAGUGACACAUUCCCCCAUUGGAUGGAUGAUCUUCCAGAGCUGCAGGUUCUUGUCCUGCGAUCCAACAGAUUUGGAGGUGCAAUAGAUACUUCCACCAGUAAACUGCCCUUUCCCAAGUUGCGAAUAAUCGACCUCUCUCACAAUGAGUUCACCGGCCCCUUGCCUGCAAAAUAUUUCAAGAAUUUCAAAGCUAUGAUGAAUGUUGAUGAACAUAAACUGAGUCGUGAAUACAUGGGGGACUAUUAUUAUCAUGAUUCAGUUGAAGUGGUGGUGAAAGGGCUAGAGCUUCAACUUUCGAGAAUCCUAACCAUCUUCACAACUAUUGAUUUAUCGAGCAACAAUUUUCAAGGGGAGAUUCCUGACUUCAUUGGAAUGCUUCAUUCGCUCCGAUUGCUCAACUUAUCUCACAACAAUCUUGCAGGACAUAUUCCAUCGUCUCUGAAAAAUUUGACUGGGCUUGAAUCAUUGGACCUCUCUUCAAACCAGUUAGUGGGGGAGAUUCCUUGGCAACUGACAAGCCUAACAUUUCUUUCAUUCUUGAACCUUUCGCAAAAUCAUCUUGUUGGACCAAUACCUCAUGGUCAACAAUUUGAUACAUUUGAAAACAAUUCGUACUCUGGAAACCAGGCCUUGUGCGAUUUGCCGUUGACAAAGAAAUGUGCAGACGAUGAAGAAUCACCGCAGCCAUCAACAUUGCCACAUAAAGAAAUUGAUUCAGAUUUUGCCAGUGGAUUUACUCGGAAAAUUGUGGUGCUGGGAUAUGGAUGUGGGUUUAUAUUUGGAUUGAGUAUGGGUUGUGUUGCCUUCUUAGCUGAAAAACCAACAUGGUUUGUAAAGAUUAUUGAAGGAAAACAACACAAAACUGGGAAAGGAAGGAAGAAGAGUGGUCAAGGACGUGCUAGGAAUGGAAAUUAGCAAACACAACAAAUCAACUAGCACUGGUAAUGUUGCUUUCUAAAUUAUCCAUUUUAGUUUUUGUAUUAAAAUCAAGUUCUAUGCGUGGAUGUUACUAAAAUGUUCAAGAAAUGUUGUUCUGUUAUAAUUGUGUAACAUUUUGAAAUCUCCUUUUAUUUUUCUA